Moneuplotes crassus is the source of this 795-nucleotide messenger RNA. The record is from the annotation of a GenBank genome assembly. NCBI's taxonomy places the organism in Eukaryota, Ciliophora, Spirotrichea, Euplotida, Euplotidae.
AGUUUAUAUAAAAUGAAGUAUCAAUAUGGGCAUAGUAGGAAGCAGAAUUAUGAAGUUCAUCUAGCUAAGAGGGAGAGUUACUUUGCGGAGAAUAUGAUCAAGAAUACCACCGUGUAUACUCUCUUUUGGUUCGAAAGUUUGAAGAUUCAGCUUAAUGAUUUCGAAGUGGUGUAUAAAAAUGCAGCUUAUUGAAGAUGAAAGAAAAUUUACAGGAUCCCAAAAGAGAACCAGUACAACAUUUACAUGUCGAAACACAAGAACGAUUGAGCCCUGAAUUAUGCGAAAUUGAUGAAUCAGCUCGAAGGAGCAGAUAUUAAUUGACUUAUGCUCGUUAAAUAUUAUGAACCUAAAUGUAAUGACUUCAAUAAGAUUAUGUUAUCCUCAGUUAAGUUAAUGAAUAAUUCACUAAAUAUUUUGUGCAUUGAAAAGUUCUUCGUGAAAAAGAGACAAUUUAACCUGAUAUUUGCAAACAUUCACCAAGUGAAAUACAUGGCUUUCUCUAGAUGAUACAUAGAGUUUGAACCUAGAAAGAUUAGCACUAAAGCAGACUCUCGUCUUUCUAGGUUUACUCUUGACCAUGUCAAGAACGUAGGUGAAGAUUCUGAAUUCGUCACGACAAAGCCUAUCUCUAGCCUCUGUAAGGUCAUCGGGGGAUGAUCUUUGGCUAAAUCUCUGAGGCAAUUUAGAAUAUUUCCAGGACCAGAUACAAAAGAAAUCAAGGAGAUAAGGAAGGAAUCCAAUCUCUUGUACGUAGAAUUCAUAACUAAAGAGGAAAAAUUGCCAGAAUGGUAUUAA